AUGGAAGGUGACACUUAAAUCAAAUUCCUUUAAUAUGGAAAAAAUACUUAUAUUUUUGCUCUUGGAAGAAAAUAUUUUGAACUAUUUACAUUAGUUAAAGCCCCAUCUAAAGUUAUUUGCUCUUCUUCCAAUAGCCUUGAAAAUCUAUAGUAUUAAAUAAUAUUCCAUUCUACAGAAUGUAAUGGAAAAGAAGAAUAAACUAAUUCGGACUUAACUGGAAUUUAAAAAAUGUUUUAAAUGUGUGAAGUGACUAUGAAUUUAAAUUAUAAAACAAAAAAAGCAUACCUUGAUUCGAGUAAUGUUGGACUUAUAUUAGGAAUCGUACUUCCUUUGCUUUUUAUUAUUUUAUGUAUUAUAGGAUAUUUCGGAUGGAGAUAUCAUAAAGAAAAAAUUGAGGUUAUCUAACUUGAAAGUGAUAAAAAGAAAUAUUAUGAAACAUUAAGUUUAGCAGAUUAAGAAAAAUAAUGA
Molecule: messenger RNA, 468 nt
Organism: Ichthyophthirius multifiliis
Lineage: Eukaryota; Ciliophora; Oligohymenophorea; Hymenostomatida
Exons: 1
Source: RefSeq, a predicted model, not a curated record